AUGCGUGUUACACGCGCGUGUCCCUCGAUAUCCCACCUUCUCUUUGCUGAUGAUAGGCUUUUCUUCUGUAAGACAGGGCCCCGUGAAUGCGAAGAAGUGAUGAAAGUAGUCAGGAAAUACGGACAAGCAUCAGGCCAAUGUAUCAACUUUGAGAAAUCCUCAAUACUCUUUGGUAAGAGGAUCAACGCAACUGUUAGACAACAUAUUAAAGAUACACUUGGAAUCCAGAAUGAAAGAGGAAUGGGUACAUACCUAGGAAUUCCAGAAGACAUCAGCGGAUCUAAAUGCAAACUCUUUGCUUUUCUGAAGGACAAAUUGAUGCAUCAAGUGAAUGGAUGGAUGGACAAGUAUAUGACUAUCAAAAGGAGGAAAAGAGGUUUUGAUAAAAUCAAUCUUGCUAGCUCUACCGACAUACGUUAUGUCUAG
Molecule: messenger RNA, 426 nt
Organism: Brassica oleracea var. oleracea
Lineage: Eukaryota; Viridiplantae; Streptophyta; Magnoliopsida; Brassicales; Brassicaceae
Exons: 1
Coding region: 1-426 (141 amino acids)
Source: RefSeq, a predicted model, not a curated record